Messenger RNA from Sorghum bicolor (sorghum), 792 nucleotides. RefSeq lists its product as uncharacterized. The transcript has 3 exons. Bases 212 to 604 code for a protein of 130 amino acids. NCBI's taxonomy places the organism in Eukaryota, Viridiplantae, Streptophyta, Magnoliopsida, Poales, Poaceae. The record is from RefSeq and is a predicted model, not a curated record.
CGCACCGUUCUUCGUCUUCCCGAACGAAUCACGGGGUGCCACCAGACCAGCAGCUCCCUGCCGAUCCAGCCCCGGCAAAAUCCCCAACCGGCGCACGGCGACACCAGCGAGCGGAGCGGCCGAGCGGGGGAGGAAUCGGAAGGGGCAAGAGCAGAGCGCGAAUCCCUCCGACGAAUCCAAGGUUUCGAGCGGCAGAUACAGGCGAGUCUCGAUGGCGGAGGGGUCCAAGCCGGACGUGCCGCUGUUCCAGCUCCUCAGCGACCUUCUCCAGCAGGUGGAGUCAAUGAGCAAUCAGGAAGAAGUAGAGUUGCGUGCUAAGAUCGAAGCAUUAGGAUUAGAAGUCACCAAGGUACCAGAGCAGGCGCCUAAGCAUCUCAGUGAGCUAGAAAUAGCUGCAGAGCUGGACAAGCUAUCAUCGAGGCUUGAUAAUGUCGACAAGAUGAUAUCGUCUGCCAUGGCCUCAGAUCCAGAGGUGAAGUCUCUCCUAAGCAGCACAUCUGAUAUCUGGAUGCCGGUCAUAACAGCGUCUGCCGAUGAGAGACGGGGGUUUUCAGGGACGAGCAGCGAAGGCAGCCGGGAAGAGCAGGAGAAUUCCAAGCAAUAGCUGGCACAUGGGCUGUGAUAGUUUCAUUUUUUGCGUAUGUAUAACCUUAUAUAUGUUCAUUUGAACUAGUGUUUCCAUAUAAUGUGUGUGAUUGUUAUUGGUUAAUCUAUAUUGUGACAUAAUAAACAAUAAAAACACAUGUCCUUCAUGUGUGAUGAUUAAUCUAAAUUGUGAGACCUUAGAGCAAA